AUGUGGGGCCACUCACCAGAAGAGGCCCUGCGGCGCAGUGCCCAGGAUGUGCUCCCGGAUUCGCUGCACCACCGAGACGAAAGCCAGACGCCACUCCCGAACCAGACGACGGCCGAAGGCGGGUUGAGCGAGUCGGAGGUGUCGGGCGAGAUCACCAAGCAGCCGGCGACCCCUGAGAGAGAGGGAACAUGGGGCGAGCGCGAGGUGGGCGGGCCUGUAAGCCAGCGCGCGGCCAUGCACGACUUUGAGGAGCUCACCACCAAGCUCACGACGACACGCUCUCAUGCAGCAGCAUCACAGAAGUCGGCCAAGGGCACCGGCGCCGGCAAUUUCUUCCGUCGGAUUACGUCGCGGGCUAGCGCCGUGUCGAAGCGUCCGGAUGAAGAGGCGGUUGUCGGCGACGACGAGUCAGAGAUCGAGGACAGCACCACCGACACGGACGAGUUCCCGCUCGAGCAGUUCAUGCGGGACGGGCACCUCGAGAAGCGUACGGAGUCCGGCGAGUCAGCCAAGAAGGUGGCCGUGGUGUACAAGAACCUGACCGUUAAGGGCGUGGCCACGGGCGCGUCGUUCGUCCGCACUCUGCCGCAGGCUAUCGCGGGCACGUUCGGCCCGGACUUGUACGGCAUCUUCUGCUACUUCAUCCCGGCGCUGCGCAUCGGCGGCGGCGGCAACCUGCGCACACUGAUCCACGACUUCACCGGUGUCGUGCGCCACGGCGAGAUGAUGAUGGUGCUUGGUCGGCCCGGCAGCGGGUGCAGCACAUUCCUUAAGGUCAUCGCCAACAACCGCGAGACGUACGCAGCCGUCGAGGGCGAUGUGUCCUACAGCGGCAUCCCGGCCGCCGAAGCCCGCAAGCGCUACCGCGGCGAAGUCGUGUACAACGCCGAGGACGACCAGCACCUGCCGACGCUGACGGUGGGUCAGACGCUGCGGUUCUCGCUGCUCAACAAGACGCGCAAGAACCUCCGGGGUGAUCUCAACACCAUUGUCGACGCGCUCCUGCGCAUGUUUUCGAUCAAGCACACGGAGAACACACUCGUGGGUAACGCCUACGUGCGUGGUGUCUCUGGUGGAGAGCGGAAGCGGGUCAGCAUCGCCGAGACGUUGGCGACGAAGAGCACGAUCGUGUGCUGGGACAACUCGACACGGGGUCUGGAUGCGUCGACGGCGCUCGACUACGCCAAGUCGCUGCGUAUCAUGACGGACGUGUCGGACCGGACGACACUCACGACGCUGUACCAGGCUGGCGAGGGCAUCUACGAUCUCAUGGACAAGGUGCUGGUCAUCGACGAGGGUCGCAUGUUGUACCAGGGCCCGGCCAAGGAGGCGCGCCAGUACUUUGUCGACCUUGGCUUCUACGCACCCCCUCGACAGACAACGGCCGACUUCCUGACGUCCAUUUGCGACCCAGGCUCGCGGCAGUUCCGCGAAGGGUGGGAAGCCCGCACGCCUAAGACGGCCGAGGAGCUCGAGACGGCCUUCCGGGCCAGCCCCGCGUACCAGCGGUUGUUGGAUGACGUGAAGGAGUUCGAGCAGCACCUCAUGACGACGGGCCACGCGGACGCGAAGACGUUCAAGGAGUCGGUACAGGAGCAGAAGUCGAAGCGGGUGCUCGCAGGGUCCAACUACACGAUCCCGUUCUGGAAGCAGGUGCUGGCGUGCUCGCGGCGUGAGUUGUGGCUGAUCUGGGGCAACCCGACGGAGCUAUACUCCAAGUACUUCACCAUCAUUAGCAACGGUCUCAUCGUCGGCUCGCUCUUCUACAACUCACCUGCGUCUACGGAUGGCAGCUUCCUGCGUGGUGGUGCCGUCUUCUUCGCCGUCAUCUUCCUCGGGUGGCUACAGCUGGCCGAGCUGAUGAAGGCCGUGUCUGGACGCGACAUCGUGGCCCGUCACCGGGAGUACGCCUUCUACCGCCCCAGCGCGGUCACCCUCGCUCGCGCCCUCGUCGAUCUGCCGGUCCUGAUCAUGCAGGUCAUCAUCUUCGGUAUCCUCCUCUUCUUCAUGACCGGUCUCGACCUGCACCCGGGCAAGUUCUUCAUCCAACUGCUUUUCAUGUACGCGACAACGUUCUGCAUCACGGCUAUGUACCGUAUGUUGGCGGCCAUGUCACCGACCAUGGAUGAUGCGGUGCGCUUCUCGGGCAUGGCGCUGAAUCUGCUGGCCAUCUUCACCGGCUACGUCAUCUCCAAGCCGGUGUUGCUGUCGCAAAAGAUCUGGUUUGGCUGGAUCGCGCACAUUAACCCGCUCAGUUACUCCUUCGAAGCCGUCCUGUCCAACGAGUUCCACGCCCGCACGAUGGAGUGUGCCCCCUCUCAGUUGGUCCCCCAGGGCCCCGGCAUUCUCCCCGAGAACCAGGGCUGUGCCAUUGGCGGGGCGCACCUUGGCAACACCAGCGUUCUCGGCGAUGACUACUUGGCCGUCCAGUUCGACUACUCCCGCGCUCACCUGUGGCGCAACUUCGGUGUGGUCAUCGCUUUCGCCGUGCUGUACCUCAUCGUCACGGCGCUCGCGACCGAACUGAUGUCGUUCACUGGCGGCGGUGGUGGUGCGCUGGUCUUCAAGCGGUCCAAGAGGACGGCCAACAAGACCAAGACCGCGGCACCCGCAGACGAGGAGUCUGGUAACAUUUCAGGAGGUUCCUCCUCGACGGAGGUCCCCUCGGGCGCCUCGGACAGCGCAUUCCGCAGCAUCACAGGUAGUGAGCGGAUCUUCACCUGGGAAAACGUCGAAUACACAGUGCCCACAGCAGACGGACCGAAGAAGCUGCUCAAUGGUGUCAACGGCUAUGCUAAGCCUGGUGUGAUGGUCGCGCUGAUGGGUGCGUCCGGUGCCGGCAAGACGACGCUUCUCAACACCCUCUCGCAGCGGCAGACCGUGGGCGUGGUCAGCGGCGACAUGUUGGUGGACGGCAGUGCUCUCGGUAAUGACUUCCAGCGCAGCACUGGCUUCGUCGAGCAGAUGGACCUGCACGAGGAAUCCGCGACGGUGCGUGAGGCCAUCGAGUUCUCGGCGCUGCUGCGGCAAAACCGCGACAUCCCGAAGCAGGAGAAGCUGGACUACGUCGACAAGGUCAUCGACCUGCUGGAGCUGAAUGAGAUCCAGGACGCCAUCAUCAGCUCGCUCGGCGUUGAGCACAAGAAGCGCCUGACCAUCGGUGUCGAGCUGGCUGCGCGCCCGGCCCUUCUCCUCUUCCUCGACGAGCCUACCUCGGGUCUCGAUGCCCAGUCCGCCAUGUCCAUCGUGCGCUUCCUGCGCAAGUUGUGCGCCGCCGGCCAGGCCAUCAUCUGCACCAUUCAUCAGCCCUCGUCCGACCUGAUCCAGGAGUUCGACAAGAUCCUGGCCCUCAACCCCGGUGGUAACACCAUCUACUUCGGCCCUGUCGGCCCCGAUGGUAGUGCUGUUGUCAAGUACUUUGCCGACCGCGGCGUGCACUGCCCGCCGGGCCGCAACGUCGCCGAGUUCCUUCUCGAGACCGCCAUCAAGGGCGGCCGCCGACCCAACGGGAAACGCAUCAACUGGUCCGACGAGUGGCGCACCUCGCCCGAGAAUGAGGCGGUCAUCGCCGAGAUCCAGGAGCUCAAGGCUGAGCGGGCCAAGGCUGUGAGCGCUUCUUCUCAGACUCAGACCGCGGCUCAGAGCGCUGCGGUCCAUCACGAGUUUGCGGCCCCGGUCUGGCAGCAGAUUUUGUUGCUCAGCAAGCGCAUGUUUGUCCGCCAGUGGCGCGAGCCCUCGUACGUGUACGGCCGUCUGUUCACGGCUGUGGUGAUCGGCAUCUUCAACGGGUUCACGUUCUGGCGGCUGGGUAAUUCGGUUGCCGACCUGCAGAACGCCAUGUUCACGAGCUUCUUGAUCAUCAUGAUCCCCGCCACCGUCAUGAACGCCGUUCUGCCCAAGUUCUUCGGCAACUUCGCCUUGUGGAUGGCCCGUGAGCACCCGUCGCGCAUCUACGGUUGGGUCGCCUUCUGCACCGCCGAGGUCGUCUCCGAGAUCCCCGGCUCCCUGCUUGCCGGCGCCCUGUACUGGAUCCUGUGGUACCUGCCAACCGGUCUGCCCCGCGAGGGGCCCUCCGCUGGCUACGUCUUCCUCAUGACCCUGCUUUUCUUCCUGUUCCAGUCCAGCUGGGGCCAAUGGAUCUGUGCCUGGGCGCCCAGCUUUACCGUCAUCAGCAACAUCCUGCCGUGCUUCCUGGUUAUUUUCUGCUUGUUCAACGGUGUUGUCGUGCCGUACUCCCAGCUCAACGUCUUCUGGAAGUACUGGCUCUACUGGCUCAACCCCUCCUCGUACUGGGUCUCCGGCGUCCUGUCCGCCACUCUCGCCGGUCGCGCCGUCCACUGCGCCCCCGGUGAGGGCGCCUACUUCAACCCCCCCUCCGGCCAGACCUGCGCCGACUUCGCCCGCGACUUUGUCCGCGCUGCCGGCCGUGGCUACAUCAUGAACCCCGACGACACAUCCAACUGUGGAUAUUGCCCCUACAAGGACGGCUCCGAGUACAUCCAGGUGCUUGGUGUCUCCCCCGAUACCAAGUGGCGCAACUUUGGCAUCUUCCUUGUGUUUUGCGUCACCAACUGGAUGUUGGUCUACUUCUUCAUCUACACCGUCCGCAUCAAGGGCAUGAGCUUCGGUUUCGGCCCCCUGUUUGGUCUGUUUGACAAGGUGAUUGCCGGUGUCAAGGGGUUGUUCAAGAGCAAGAAGGUGGAUGAGAAGACCGCUGCAUAG
Dichotomopilus funicola is the source of this 4722-nucleotide messenger RNA. RefSeq names its product ABC-2 type transporter-domain-containing protein. The record is from RefSeq and is a predicted model, not a curated record. Gene Ontology annotation, biological process: transmembrane transport. The coding region runs from base 1 to 4722 and encodes 1573 amino acids. Gene Ontology annotation, cellular component: membrane. The transcript has 3 exons. Gene Ontology annotation, molecular function: ATP hydrolysis activity; ABC-type transporter activity; ATP binding. Lineage: Eukaryota; Fungi; Ascomycota; Sordariomycetes; Sordariales; Chaetomiaceae.